AUGGAGUCUUCAGCGCUAUCCCAAAUUGUCAUUCUUAAGCACAUCAGUGGGAAUAAGAUUCUUAAAGUUGUACCAACAGGGAUGAUACAACUUUGUAGAGAAGUUUCAAAGCAUUUCCCAAAGAUUGAGGAAUAUAGUCUCACUUAUUACUCUCCUGAUAAAAUCGAAAAAUAAAAUUACAAAUUCAUCUGAUUACAGCCAAGCUCUAACAGAAUGAGAGAGUCAGUUUGCAAUACACAUUUACAUAAAGUCAGUCGCCUCUAGAGCUCCCAUCAGAGAUAGAGAUUUCUGAAGCAAAUAGGCUUUCAAGUAAUGAUUCAUUUGAAGAAGACUCAACAAAAUCAUUUGAGAAUAAAUCUGGAGAUACCUCUGAAAAAGUCUCUAUCGUCUCAAAUUUGACAGAGAAACCCUUCACUGCAAUGAUCUCAGGGAAAAGAGCUGCAGAUCUUUCACAUUCAAAUUAUGAUAGAACCAGUGUGUCUUCUAUCUGACAGAGAAGAGAGAAUAUGUUACUGCCUAAAUGCCAGCAGACAUCGGAUAAUAUCUCAAACUACUCUUUUGAAGUUGUUGGAUAUGUAGCUGAUCCAAAAAUUAGUAUCCCACAAAAGUCUAAAAUUAAAUCAGCUUAUAGAGAAUUACAGAAAAUGGCUGUUGUUAAGAAAAUCAUAACAAGUAGCUCUGAAGUGACCAUCAAGGUCGUUAAUAAUGCUGUAUACUCUUGGCCAGAUGAUGUCUAUCUCAAAUUUAAUAAUAAAGAAAUCAAAGCAGGCUCUCUGAAAUUUAAUAAAACUAAAACUUUUACUGUCGAGAAAUGAAAGCUAAUCCAGCUUAUCAGCCGAAAAUAUGGGCAAAUAGGAAAAGAUAUCAACAUAACAUAAUUCAACACCUCUUUGAA
Moneuplotes crassus is the source of this 895-nucleotide messenger RNA. Lineage: Eukaryota; Ciliophora; Spirotrichea; Euplotida; Euplotidae. The record is from the annotation of a GenBank genome assembly.